UUCUGCACAGCGUUCUGGGUGCUGAAGACCGUCGUACUACUGCAAGUUGUGCUGAGCAGCUGAAUAUCUUCAACACAAAGAUACCAGUGCUGUUUCAAUGGCAGUUUAGCUGCAGUAUGUCAGAGGAGCAAGGAAAGGACUCUCCAUCUGAGAUGAGUGUCUCAGUGGAACAGAGGGAAAGAUCAGACUCUGAGGUUUCCAGCUCGGAGUCUGUAAAAAGUGAUCAGUCGAAAGGUGAUGUACCACUUUUCAAUAAGGAAACACCUACCAAAAGUGAAAAACCGGGCCUACAUGUGUCCUUCAGUGAUGAAACACCAUCACAAGCUAAAAGUGAAAGAUCAGGUUCACCUGUGUCCAGCUCUGUGUCUAUGAAGAGUGACCAUUCAAAAGGUGAUGGACCAAACUUCAGUGAGAAAACACCAUCUUCCAAAAGCGAACAAUCAGGCUCUGAUGUGGUCAGCUCUGUGUCUGUGAAGAGUGACCAUUCAAAAGGUGAUGGACCAAACUUCAGUGAGAAGAAAACAUCUACCAAAAGUGUAAGAUCAGGUUCACAUGUGUCCAGCUCUGUGUCUGUGAAGAGUGACCAUUCAAAAGGUGACGGACCGAACUUUAGCGAGAAAAAAACAUCAUCAUCAAAAAGUGUAAGAUCAGGUUCACAUGUGUCCAGCUCUGUGUCUGUGAAGAGUGACCAUUCAAAAGGUGACGGACCGAACUUUAGCGAGAAAAAAACAUCAUCUUCAAAAAGGGUUCAGUUUGAGAAAUCAGAAUCAAACUACAAGAAUUACAGCAACCGCAAGAAUUUCAGAGAAAAUCUCCUCUGGAUCUUCAAGGAUCUUGAGAAAAAAAUUAUUGUAUUUCUGAAGAAUGAGCUGGAAAAGUUUAAGAAAAUAUUAAAUAGAGAAAAUACACAGUACUUUGUGCAGGACUUUACAGAGAAAAUGCGUGAUAUCAAAGAAGCAGCUCUUGAUAUGACACUCUUCUUCCUGAGAGAUAUGGAACAAGUUGAGGCUGCAGAUACUCUACAAGAUGAGCUGGUCCUCAUUCAUCAGCGACCACUAAAAUCAAACCUGAAGAAGAAGCACCAAUCUGUAUCUGAAGGAAUUGCAAAGCAAGGGGGCUCCAAGCUUCUGAAGAACAUCUACACAGAUCUCUAUAUGACUCUGAGUGUUAGUAAACAAGUCAAUAUCCAAAAUGAAGCAGGACAAGUUCAGGCUGCUGACAGGCGACAUGAAUCACAAGAGAUUCCAGUUGAAUGCAAAAAUUUAUUUGAAGCACCUGACCAAGAAAACGAGAUUAGAACUGUGCUGACAAAAGGAGUUGCUGGCAUCGGAAAAUCAGUCUCUGUGCAAAAGUUUAUUGUGGAUUGGGCUGACAGUAAAGAAAAUGAGGAUGUUACUUUCAUAUUUCCUCUUGCAUUUCGAGAAAUGAACUUAAAGGAGAAAGAAACACAAAGCUUGACAAGUCUUAUACGUAAGUUUUUCCCAGAGAUAAAAGGACUGAACCUUGCAAGAAAUGAUAAAUUUAAAUUACUGUUCAUCCUUGAUGGUUUGGACGAAUGCCGUCUUCCUCUGAACUUUGAGGGGAAUGAGACUUGCCGUGAUGUAUCAUCACAAGUAUCUCUGGAUGUUCUCCUCACAAACCUCAUCAAGGGAAAUCUCCUUCCUUCUGCUCUCAUCUGGAUCACCACCAGACCAGCAGCUGCCAUUAAAAUUCCUCCCGAAUGUAUUAACCGCGUGACAGAAGUACAAGGAUUCAAUGAUGCACAAAAGGAGGAGUACUUCAGAAAAAGAUUCACAGAUGCGGAUCUGGCCGACGAAAUCAUUGAUUAUGUUAAACAAUCAAAGAGUCUUUUUAUCAUGUGCUACAUCCCGGUCUUCUGCUGGAUUUCAGCCACUGUUCUCCAGAGCAUUUUAGAGGAGAAAAGAAAUAAUGUUCUGAAAAACAGUCAGGCUGAUGACGCCUCCAAAAUACUGCAGGAAUCAAAUACUGAAGACAUUCCCAAGACUCUGACACAAAUGUACACACACUUUCUCCGCUUUCAGAUCCUGCAGAGCAGACGAAAAUAUGAUGGAGAAUACACACCAGAUGUUUCCUGGGAUAAAGAUGCCAUCCUUUCACUGGGGAGACUGGCAUUUCAUCAGCUGCAAAGAAACAAUCUGCUCUUUUAUGACACAGAUCUGGAAUCCUGUGGUAUUGAUGCCUCCCAAGCAUCAGUGUAUUCAAGCAUGUGUACCCAGAUGUUUAAGGAGGAAAAAGGGAUCAUUCUUGGUACCACUUUCUGCUUUGUUCACUUGAGCAUUCAAGAGUUUAUUGCAGCCCUUUAUGCACAUCUGUUUCUAGACCUCAACAAGAAAAGUGUGUUUGAUCAUCAUGAGUCUACAGAACAGGAAAACAAAAAUGAAACCAUGAUUGAUUUGCUCAAGACUGCAGUGGACAAGGCACUCGAGAGUGAAACUGGACACCUGGACCUUUUCCUUCGCUUCCUUCUCGGUCUGUCACUCCAGACCAAUCGUCCACUGUUACGAGGUCUGUUAACACAGCAAGAUGGCAAUGACGAAAACUACAAGGAAAUAGUUCAGUACAUCAAGCAGAAAUUAGAAGAUAAGAAGAUGUCUCCAGAGAGAUCCAUCAAUCUGUUCUACUGUCUGAAUGAACUGAACGACCAAACUCUGGUGAACGAGAUUCAGACUCAACUUAGAGAAGGAAGUCUUUCAUCUGGUGAUCUUUCUCCUGCCCAGUGGUCUGCUGUGGCCUUCGUUUUGUUGACAUCAGAGGAAGAGAUGGAGGAGUUUGACCUUCAGAAGUUCAAGAAAUCAGACGAGUGUCUCUUUAGGCUAUUGGAAGUUUUGAAAAUCUCCAAAAGAGCUCUGCUAAAUGAUUGUGACUUAACAGAUGAGAGCUGUUCAAAUGUGGCUAAAGCUCUCGGAUCAGAUAACAAUCUGAUAGAGCUGAAUAUGAGCAAUAACAAUCUACUGGAUUCAGGAGUGACGCAGCUCUGCAUUGGACUGGAGACGUGUAAAUUGGAGAUACUGAAGCUCAGUAAGUGUGAUCUAACAGUGAAAAGCUGUUCAGCUCUUGCUUCAGUUCUCCAUUCAGACUCCAGCAGUCUGAAGGAUCUUGACCUGAGUAAUAAUAAUCUACAGGAUUCAGGAGUGAAGCUGCUCUCUGAUGGACUGAAAGAGAACCGUAAACUGGAGAAACUCAGACUUUCAGACUGCAGUAUCACUGAAGAAGGUUAUAAAGCUCUGGCUUCAGCUCUGAGAUCAAACCCUUCACACCUGAUAGAGCUGGAUCUCACAGGAAAUGAUCCUGGACAAUCAGGAGUGAAGCAGCUCAUUGAUUUACGACAUGAUCCGAACUGCCAACUAAAGACACUGUUGAGGUUUUUGGGUCCUGCUGCAUAUGAAGCAUGUCAGUAUGUGGCUGGAAUUGUGGAUGAAAACCCAUUACUUCUGAGAGAACUGAAUCUGAGUGAACAUAAACUAGACUUGAAGCGGCUCGCUCCUCUACUGCAGGAUAAACACUGUAAACUGAACAUACUGGUUCUGAAUAAUAGCUAUAUCACAGACGAAGAUUGUUGUGUUCUGGCUAAAGCUUUAAAUUCAAACCCUUCAAAUUUGAAAAAGCUGGAUUUAACUGGAACUAAACUCAGAGACACGGGAAUGAAGAUCUUCUCGACUCUGUUUGAGAACAAACGGUGUAAACUGGAAAAGCUUAAACUUUCAGACUGCAGUAUCACUGAAGAAGGUUAUCUAGCUCUGGCUUCAGCUCUGAGAUCAAACCCUUCACACCUGAUAGAGCUGGAUCUCAUAGGAAAUGAUCCUGGACAAUCAGGAGUGAAGCAGCUCCUUGAUCUUCUAAAAGAACCAGAUUGUAAACUAAAACUGAGGUUUUUGAGUCCUGCUGCAGAUGAAGCCUGUCAGUUUGUGACUGGAAUUGUGGGUAAAAACCCGUUACUCCUGAGAGAGCUGAAUCUGAGUUUACAUGAACUAGGAGACACACGAGUGAAUCAGAUCUCUGCUCUACUGCAGGAUAAACACUGUAAACUCAACACACUGAUGCUGAAUAAUAACAGUAUUACAGCAGAAGAUUGUGCAGCUCUGACUUCAGCGUUUAAUUCAAAUCCUUCAAACCUGAUAGAGCUGGAUCUGAGUGGAAAUAAACUAGGAAACUCAGGAAUUAAAAAGAUCUCUCCUUUGUUGAAAAAUACACAAUGCAGAUUGGAGAAACUGAAACUCUCAGACUGCAGUAUCACUGAAGAAGGAUAUAAAGCUCUGGCAUCAGCUCUGAGAUCAAACCCUUCACACCUGAUAGAGCUGGAUCUCACAGGAAAUGAUCCUGGACAAUCAGGAGUGAAGCAGCUCAAUGAUUUACUGCUGGAUAGACACUAUAAAUUACAGAUUGUUAGGUUUUUGAAAAGUCCUGCUGCAGAAGAAGCGUGUGAGUAUCUCACUAAAGCUCUGGGUACAAGUCCAUUAUUACUGAAAGAACUGGAUCUGAGUGAAGAUAAAUUAGGAGACCUGGAUGGGAAGAAGCUCUCUGCUCUUUUGAUGGACUCUCAUAGCAAAGUGCAGAAAAUCAAGCUGAAUAAUUGUGAGCUGACAGAGAAAAGCUGUUCAGUUCUAGCUACUGUUCUCUCCUCCAAAACCAUCCUGAAAGAGAUGAACCUGAACAACAGCCGUCUGCUGGACUCAGGAGUCAAAGAGAUCUGUGAGGGACUGAAGAAUCCUGUGUGUGAGCUGAAGAUGCUGAAGCUCAGUAAAUGUGAUCUAACAGAGGAAAGCUGUUCAGCUCUUGCUUCAGUUCUCAGUUCAGACUCCAGCAGUCUGAAGGAUCUUGACCUGAGCAAUAAUAAUCUGGAAGAUUCAGGAGUGAAGCUGCUCUCUGAUGGACUGAAAGAGAACUGUAAACUGGAGAAACUCAGCCUUUCAGACUGCAGUAUCAGUGAAGAAGGUUAUAUAGCUCUAGCUUCAGCUCUGAGAUCAAACCCUUCACACCUGAUAGAGCUGGAUCUCAGAGGAAAUGAUCCUGGACAAUCAGGAGUGAAGCAGCUCAGUGAUCUACUACAGGAUCCAAACAGUCAACUAAAGACACUGUUGAGGUUUUUGGGUCCUGCUGCAGAUGAAGCCUGUCAGUAUGUGACUGGAAUUGUGGGUAAAAAUCCAUUACUCCUGAGAGAACUGAAUCUAAGUGAACAUAAAUACUUAAAGAAUGUGAAGCAGCUUGCUGCUCUACUGAAAGAUAAACAUUGUAGACUGAGCAUAAUUCAGCUGAAUAAUAACAGUUUUACAGAAGAAGGUUGUGCUGCUCUGACUUCAGCAUUUAAUUCAAACCCUUCUAACUUGAAAGAGCUGGAUCUGAGUGGGAAUAAACUUGGAGAAACUGGAGUCAAUAAUAUAUGUUGUCUGUUGCAAAAUCCACAGUGCAGAUUAGAGAAACUGAAACUUUCAGACUGCAGUAUCACUGAAGAAAGUUAUAAAACUUUGACUUCAGCUCUGGCAUCAAACUCACACCUGAUAGAGCUGGAUCUCAGAGGAAAUGAUCCUGGACAAUCUGGAGUGAAGGUGAUCAUGGAUUUCCUGCAGAGUGGAUGGUUUAAAUUAAAAAACAUCAGCUUUUUGAGAAAUUCUGCUGCAGAGGAGGCAUGCAAAUAUCUCACUGAAGCUCUAGGUGAAAAUCCAUUACUGAUGCAAGAAAUGGAUCUGAGCAGACUUAAACUAGGAGACCUGGAAUGGGAGAAAAUAUCUGCUCUUUUGGUGGACUCUCAUUGCAAAGUGAAGAAAAUAAAGCUGAAUAAUAUUAAAUUGAAAAAGAAAAGCUGCUUAGUUCUAGCUACUGUCCUCUCCAAAAACAACACCCUGAAAGAGAUGGACCUGAGCAAAAGUCUUCUGCUGGACUCAGGAGUCAAAGAGAUCUGUGAGGGACUAAAGAAACCUGAGUGUAAACUGAAGAUACUGAAACUCUCAGACUGCAGUAUCACUGAAGAAGGUUAUCUAGCUCUGGCUUCAGCUCUGAGAUCAAACCCUUCACACCUGAUAGAGCUGGAUCUCACAGGAAAUGAUCCUGGACAAUCAGGAGUGGAGCAGCUCAUUAAAGUGAAACAGAAUCGAUCAUGUAAACUGGAAACACUGAGGUUUUUACAAAGUCCUGCAGAUGAAGCCUGUCGGUAUGUGACUAGAAUUGUGUGUAAAAACCCAUUACUCGUGAGAGAGUUGAAUCUGAGUGGGCAUAAUCUAGACCUAAAAAAAUUGAAUCUGCUCACAGCUUUGCUGCAGGAUAAACACUGUAACCUCAACCGACUUCAGCUGUGUGAUUGUGGUCUAACAGAGGAAAGCUGUUCAGCUCUUGCUACAGUCCUGAGAUCAAACCCCAGUCUGAAAGAACUUGACAUGAGCAACAAUAAUCUGCAGGAUUCAGGAGUGAAGAAACUCCAAAAGGGAUUAGAGAAUGCACACUGCACACUGGAGAAACUGAGACUUUUAGACUGCAGUAUCACUGAAGAAGGUUAUAAAGCUCUGGCUUCAGCUCUGAGAUCAAACCCUUCACACCUGAUAGAGCUGGAUCUCAGAGGAAAUGAUCCUGGACCAUCAGGAGUGAAGCAGCUCAAUGAUUUACUACAGGAUAAAAACUAUAAACUGAAGACUCUGAGGUUUUUGGGUCCUGGUGCAGAUGAAGCCUGUCAGUAUGCAAUGAAAGUUCAGGGUAAAAACCCAUUACUCCUGAGAGAGCUGAAUCUGAGUGAAAAUAAACUAGGAGAUACACGAGUGAAUCAGAUCGCUGCUCUACUGCAGGAUAAACACUGCAAAUUGAACAUAAUUCAUCUGUGUAAAUGCAGUAUUACAGAGAAACAGUGUCUCAUCCUGACUUCAGCUCUAAAUUCAAACCCAUCACACCUGAGAGAACUGGACCUGAGUGGAAAUAAACUGGGAGAUGGUGGAGUGGAAAACCUUGGUGUUUUGCUAAGCAAUUUACAAUGCAAGCUUGAAAAACUGAAGUUAAGUGAGUGUGAAAUAACAGAUGAAGGUUGUUCUGAUGUGACUUCAGCUCUGAAAUCAAACCCAUCACACCUCAGAGAGCUGAACCUCAGUGAGAAUAAACUAGGAGACUCUGGAGUGAAAAACCUCAGUGAUCUACUGAUGAACCCACAAUGCAAGCUGAAAAACCUAGAACUCUCAGACUGCAGUAUCACUGAAGAAGGUUAUAAAGCUCUGGCUUCAGCUCUGAGAUCAAACCCUUCACACCUGAUAGAGCUGGAUCUCACAGGAAAUGAUCCUGGACCAUCAGGAGUGAAGCAGCUCAAUGAUUUACGACAUGAUCCGAUCUGCCAACUAAAGACACUGUUGAGGUUUUUGGGUCCUGCUGCAUAUGAAGCAUGUCAGUAUGUGGCUGGAAUUGUGGAUGAAAACCCAUUAAUUCUGAGAGAGCUGAAUCUGAGUAAACAUAAACUAGACUUGAAGCGGCUCGCUCCUCUACUGCAGGAUAAACACUGUAAACUGAACAUACUGGUGUUUAAUUGUAUCUGUAUUACAAAAGAAGGUUGUGCUGCUCUGACUGCAGCGUUUAAUUCAAACCCCUCAAACCUGAUGGAGCUGGAUCUGAGUGAGAAUCCACUAGGAGAUCCUGGAGUAACAGAAAUCUCCACUCUACUGGGAAAUUCACAAUGCACACUAAAGAUACUCAGAAUGUCAAACUGCAGUAUUACUGAAGAAGGUUAUAAAGCUCUGGCUUCAGCUCUGAGAUCAAACCCUUCACACCUGAUAGAGCUGGAUCUCACAGGAAAUGAUCCUGGACAAUCAGGAGUGAAGCAGCUUCUUUAUUCUCUAAAGGAUCCAGAGUGUAAACUAAAACUGAGGUUUUUGAGUCCUGCUGCAGAUGAAGCCUGUCAGUAUGUGACUGGAAUUGUGGGUAAAAACCCGUUACUCCUGAGAGAGCUGAAUCUGAGUGAACGUGAACUAGGAGACACACGAGUGAAUCAGAUCGCUGCUCUACUGCAGGAUAACGCUACACCUCUGUUGGAAAAUACACAAUGCAGAUUGAAGAAACUUGAAUUGUCAGACUGCAGCAUUACAGAAGAAGGUUAUAAAGCUCUGGCUUCAGCUCUGAGAUCAAACCCUUCACACCUGAUAGAGCUGGAUCUCAGAGGAAAUGAUCCUGGACAAUCAGGAGUGAAGCAGCUCAAUGAUUUACUGCUGGAUCCAAACUAUCAGCUGAAGACACUGAGGUUUUUGGGUCCUGAUGCAGAUGAAGCCUGUCAGUAUGUGACUGGAAUUGUGGGUAAAAACCCGUUACUCCUGAGAGAGCUGAGUCUGAGUAAACAUGAACUAGGAGACACACGAGUGAAUCAGAUCGCUGCUCUACUGCAGGAUAAACACUGUACACUCAACACAUUGAUGCUGAAUAAUAACAACAUUACAGCAGAAGGUUGUGCUGCUCUGACUUCAGCAUUUAAUUCAAAUCCUUCAAACCUAAAAGAGCUGGAUCUGAGUGGAAAUAAACUACGAAACACUGGAAUUAAGAAGAUCUGUCAUCUGUUGAACAAUCCACAAUUCAGAUUGGAGAAACUAAGACUUUCAGACUGCAGUAUCACUGGAGAAAGUUAUGAAACAUUGACUUCAGCUCUGAGAUCAAACUCAUAUCUGAUAGAGCUGGAUCUCACAGGAAAUGAUCCUGGACAAUCAGGAGUGAAGCAGAUCCUAGAUUUCCUGAAGAAUGAGCAGUAUACAUUAAAGAUCAUCAGGUUUUUGAAAAGUCCUGCUGCAGAGGAAGUGUGUGACUAUCUCACUAAAGUUCUGGGUAAAAAUCCAUUACUACUGACAGAACUGGAUCUGAGCAGAAUUGAAUUAGGAGUUCUGGGUGGGGAGAAACUUUCUGCUCUUUUGAUGGACUCUCACAGCAAAGUGGAGAAAAUAAAGCUGAAUAAUUGUGAGCUGACAGAGAAAAGCUGUUCAGUUCUAGCUACUGUUCUCUCCUCCAAAACCAUCCUAAAAGAGAUGAACCUGAACAACAGUCGUCUGCUGGACUCAGGAGUCAAAGAGAUCUGUGAGGGACUGAAGAAAUCGAAGCUGAAGAUACUGAAACUUUCAGACUGCAGUAUCACUGAAGAUGGAUAUACAGCUCUGGCUUCAGCUCUGAGAUCAAACCCUUCACACCUGAUAGAGCUGGAUCUCAGAGGAAAUGAUCCUGGACAAUCAGGAGUGAAGCAGCUCAGUGAUUUACAAGAGCGAUGGUUGUAUUCACUGAAAUCAACACUGAGGUUUUUGGGUCCUGCUGCAGAGGAAGCCUGUCAGUAUGUGACUGGAAUUGUGGGUAAAAACCCGUUACUCCUGAGAGAACUGAAUCUGAGUGAACAUGAACUAGGAGACACACGAGUGAAUCAGAUCUCUGCUCUACUGCAGGAUAAACACUGUAAAUUAGACACAAUUCAACUCUCAGACUGCAGUAUCACUGAAGAAGGUUAUAAAGCUCUGGCUUCAGCUCUGAGAUCAAACCCUUCACACCUGAUAGAGCUGGAUCUCACAGGAAAUGAUCCUGGACAAUCAGGAGUGAAGGAGCUCAGUGAUUUACUACAGGAUCCAAACUAUCAACUGAAGACACUGAGAUUUUUGAGUCCUGCUGCAGAAGAAGCAUGUCAGUAUCUGACUACUCUUCUGAAAACAAACCCAUUACUCCUGAGAGAGCUGAAUCUCAGUGAGUGUAAACUAGGAAACUCAAACAUGAAGCAGAUCACUGCUCUACUGGAGGAUAAACACUAUACACUCAACACACUGAUACUGAAUAAUAACAGCAUUACAGAAGAAGGUUGUGUUGCUCUGACUUCAGCGAUUAAUUUAAAUCCUUCAAACCUGAUAGAGCUGGAUCUGAGUGGGAAUAAAAUAGGAAACUCAGGAAUUGAGAAGAUCUGUCCUCUGCUGACAAAUAAACAAUGCAGAUUGAAGAAAUUGAGGUUAAAAGGCUGGGAUGUGAAACAUAAAGGUUGUUCUGCUCUGAUGUCAGCUCUGAAUUUAAACCCAUCACACCUGAGAGAACUGAACCUCAGCAAGAAUAAACUAGGAGACUCUGGAGUGAAAACCCUCAGUGAUCUACUGAAGAACACACAAUGCAAGCUGGAGAAACUACAACUCUCAAACUGUAGUAUCACAGAAGAAGGUUAUAAAUCUCUGGCUUCAGCUCUGAGAUCAAACCCUUCACACCUGAUAGAGCUGGAUCUCACAGGAAAUGAUCCUGGACAAUCAGGAGUGAAGCAGCUCAGUGAUUUACUACAGGAUCCAAACUGUCAGCUGAAGACACUGAGGUUUUUGAGUCCUGCUGCAGAUGAAGCCUGUCAGUAUGUGACUGGAAUUGUGGGUAAAAACCUGCUACUCCUGAGAGAACUGAAUCUGAGUGGAUGUAAAUUAGGUGACUCUAAGAUGAAUCGGCUUGUUCCUCUACUGCAGGAUAAACACUGUAAACUCAGCACACUUCAUCUGCGUAAGUGUGGUCUAACAGAGGAAAGCUGUUCAGCUCUCGCUACAGUCCUGAGAUCAAACUCCAGUCUGAAAGAGCUUGACAUGAGCAACAAUAAUCUGCAGGAUUCAGGAGUGAAGAAACUCGAAUUAGAAGAUAAAAACUGCAAACUGGAGAAUCUCAGACUUUCAGACUGCAGUAUCACUGAAGAAGGUUAUAUAGCUCUGGCUUCAGCGCUGAGAUCAAACCCUUCACACCUGAUAGAGCUGGAUCUCACAGGAAAUGAUCCUGGACAAUCAGGAGUGAAGCAGCUCAGUGAUUUACUCCAAAGUCGUUCCUCUAUCUCCAGGUUUUUGGGUCCUGCUGCAGAUGAAGCAUGUCAGUAUGUGACUGGAAUUGUGGGUAAAAACCCGUUACUCCUGAGAGAGCUGAAUCUGAGUGAACAGAAGCUAGGAGACACACGAGUGAAUCAGAUCUCUGCUCUACUGCAGGAUAAACACUGUACACUCAACACACUGACGUUGUGUAAUUGUGGUCUAACAGAGGAAAGCUGUUCAGCUCUCGCUACAGUCCUGAGAUCAAACCCCAGUCUGAAAGAGCUUGACAUGAGCAACAAUAAUCUGCAGGAUUCAGGAGUGAAGAAACUCCAGAACAGAUUAGAAGAUACAAACUGCACACUGGAGAAACUCAGACUUUCAGACUGCAGUAUCACUGAAGAAGGUUAUAAAGCUCUGGCUUCAGCUCUGAGAUCAAACCCUUCACACCUGAUAGAGCUGGAUCUCACAGGAAAUGAUCCUGGACAAUCAGGAGUGAAGGAGCUCAGUCAUUUACUACAGGAUCCAAACUGUCAACUGAAGACAUUGAGGUUUUUGGGUCCUGCUGCAGAUGAAGCCUGUCAGUAUGUGAAAGGAAUUGUGGGUAAAAACCCAUUACUCCUGAGAGAGCUGAAUCUGAGUGAACAUGAACUAGGAGACACACGAGUGAAUCAGAUCUCUGCUCUACUGCAGGAUAAACACUGUACACUCAACACACUGAUGCUGAAUAAUAACAGUAUUACAGAAAAAGGUUGUGCUGCUCUGACUUCAGCAUUUAAUUCAAAUCCUUCAAACCUGAUAGAGCUGGAUCUGAGUGGAAAUAAACUAGAAAACUCAGGAAUGAAGAUGAUCUGUCGUUUGUUGAAAAAUCCACAAUGCAGAUUAGAGAAACUGAGACUUUCAGACUGCAGUAUCACUGAAGAAGGUUAUAAAGCUGUGGCUUCAGCUCUGAGAUCAAACCCUUCACACCUGAUAGAGCUGGAUCUCACAGGAAAUGAUCCUGGACAAUCAGGAGUGAAGCAGCUCAAUGAUUUACUACAGGAUCCAAACUGUCAACUGAAGACACUGAGGUGA
Molecule: messenger RNA, 11831 nt
Organism: Sinocyclocheilus grahami
Lineage: Eukaryota; Metazoa; Chordata; Actinopteri; Cypriniformes; Cyprinidae
Exons: 64
Coding region: 117-11831 (3904 amino acids)
Molecular function (GO): protein binding
Source: RefSeq, a predicted model, not a curated record